Molecule: messenger RNA, 5235 nt
Organism: Trichophyton benhamiae CBS 112371
Lineage: Eukaryota; Fungi; Ascomycota; Eurotiomycetes; Onygenales; Arthrodermataceae
Exons: 4
Coding region: 1-5235 (1744 amino acids)
Source: RefSeq, a predicted model, not a curated record
AUGAAGAAGACCGCCCCGGGCAGCGCAGAGAGACAACUCCGUCUCCCUCGUCAGCAGCCCAGCAGUCCCUGUCGUAUUCUCCCCUCCCCCCUAUCCAUCAUCCCAUCCGCCUGCGCUGGUUGUCUCGCUGCUGCUGCUGCUGCUGCUGCUGCUGCUGUAUCUCCUUCGCGGGCCAACUCAUCAACCGCUAACUCACUAACCAGACCAAAAAACCACCCCACGCUGGGAACCAACUUCCAGCCACUUUCUGUCUCUCCGUCUCUUCGCUCGCCCGUCGGUUCUGCUGCUACUACUUCACUCCCUCAGGCUUCGAGCGACCAUCUCGAGCCAUGCGAUAGUCUGCGUGGGUUCUGCUCUGUUCGCUCUGUCAGCUUGGGCGCUCGGGACUGCGACGGUCUCGAGAUCGAUGGCCCUGUCCUCGCCCAUGGAAAUAUGAUCAGCUUUCAACACGCCUGUCUCCCUUCGGUUCUGGCGUAUGCUGCUGCUACCGCUCUCCCUCCAUCGCCAUCUAGUUCUCCGCCUAGAUGCUAUACCCCUACGAUCACACCGCCAACAACAACAAGUACGACAACAAAAACAACAACAGCACACCCUACUGCCGACGCCGCAGAGAACGACACGCCGGAUCCCCCCCGGUCAGAGCAUGCUACGCCCCAGUCCGCUCGACGGGAAGACGACGGCUCCGCUGCCCGCGAUGUUGCCCCAGAGCCUAAGGCGCCGGUUGAUCCACUGGUUGCUGGUGUAAGUGCCCGCCUGGAACCCCUGGGACGUGAACCAAAAACCAAGGAGCAAGAGCAGAAGGAGCCCGAAUCCGCACCUGAGGCCGCCGUCAAGGAUGAGAAGAAAGCUGAGUGCUCGUUGAAGAUGGCUCCCGAACCCAUGAUAUCGGUCUCCCAGUUUGCCCACCAGUUCUAUCUGCAGAGGUAUCAGGAGGCCCAGAGACGUGCCAGCCUUCUCAGGAUCAGUGACCUCCACGUUUCCGUCCAUUACUCUGCUAGGUUGCUCCGUGUUGCUGCCGUAUCGCACAAGGGUCUAGUCGACAGCCUUCGACUUGGAGACAAGUCCGCAUUUGCCUCGGUCUACAACGCCGUCCAUGAGAUCCGCGAGGUUUGUGAAUCUGCCGUUCGUCGCAGCAUUCUCGACCAUGACCCUUUGAUUGGGACUGGCGCCCUAAAGGGCAGACCACAUACAUUCCUCCAUAGACUCUCCGCCGCGUCAAGGGCAGACCUGCUCGAGAUUUUGACCCUUGUCCGUACUGAUUCACAGUUUCUAUUCGAGUGUAUCAGCAACUUGACUCCCUCCCAGCUCUCUGCUCUCGUCAGCCCCGUCCAUGCACUGGAAAUUAGUAGUCCUUCUGAUGCUAGAGGUAGAAGCCAGCCUUCAUCCUCUUCCUCGUCCUUUUACAAGCGAGGUGCUACUCAUUCCCCUGCUUUCAAAGACUAUGCUUUUUCCUUUGAGCGUACUGACCCGCUCUUUGCGCUUCUGUUUAACGUUUAUUCCACCACUUUGGACCCCGAUUCAUCGGAAGCCCAACUGCGCCUAGACGUUUGGUCCUCGACUUGCGCCAAACUGAUCUCCCACGGAGGCAGUGGAAUGUAUACCUUUGUUGGUCAUCUCCUCAAUAUUUGGUCCGGACUCGGUGAAUGGAAGGCCAAAGCCAAGUUCGAAAUGUAUCUCAUGGACAUACUACAGAAUGGAGCUUUUCUUCUCGAGUCUAACUCCAGACACUCGGAUAUGGAUGGCGAUGCCUUUGAUCCCAUGAAAACAGAUGUUGCUGAGCAGUUUUUCAGAACAUCUGUCCAAGCACUGUUUGAAGUUCUCGAUGAUUCGGACGGCGGGUUCCCAGCCAGGUCCCUUGAGUUUGGAAGAGCCAUCAUUGAGAAGCUCGGCGUAUCAGACACUUGCCGACGGUUUUUAGGCUACGUUUUCUACCAGUGGUUCUUUGGCAAAUUUGUUCACAGCGCCAUGUGCUUCCCUGAGAGCCAUGGCCUUCUGCUUGACUUCCAUGUCACCAAGGACGCCCGGGAACGGCUCCUUGGACACAUCGCUCUUUACGCCCAACGUCAGGUUUCCCACAUUCUCCAGUCGCUCCCGCCAUUCUCCUACAUCAUUCCUAAGAUCAAGACGCAUGUAGACCGCAUGCUCUCUACACUCAUCGAUCCGGUCAAACAUACCCCUGAUACCACCCCGUUAUCCUCUCAUCCGGACUCUAGCUUGGCCCAAAGCUCCAUGGAACAGAAUAAUGCAGGCUCAGUUAUUCUUCUUUCCUCGAGUGAUAUGCUAACCAUACUGGAUGUCUUCUUCCCCAAGCCCCCCAUUUCCGGCUCCCCCGACUUAUUUUCCCAGCAAACUUCAUUCCCUUCCUCACCAGCAUCAACCUUCUUCCCGCGAUCGGGCCAACCACAUCAGUCUUAUGAACCAGGUCUCUUCCAAGGAAGGCUCGACACCCAUUCAUAUAACCCACCUACCGCUAAAACCAUGUUCACCACCGAGAUAAGUUUCCAGGAUGUCACAAAAUCCUACUUUGUACGACCCAGCAAACCGUUAACACCGGAGUCGCCCAAGAACCCCCAGAUCCGCAAGGCGGAUCGCAUCCGCGAUGAGAUUUUAGAGAUUCGAGAGUCAGAGGAUCGACCAACGCUAGACCACCCUGCAAACGAGGAUUGGGCGAUGCUCUCUGUCAGCGGCAGGAAGCCGGUAGGUCUGUAUGCAACCGAUACCGAACAGUCUAGCCAUCAGAGCCCUGCCUCUAGAACCGAGCUGCUCCGCAACCAGGACAAAAUCGAGGCUGCCGUUGUGAAGAUUGUUCACGAGUUUGAUUUCCCCCAAAACCAAGCCUUUGGCCAAUCGUCAGCACCGCCCACUGCGAAUGGUGAACUCAGCCUGAAGAAAUGGUUCCUUCAUGCAAUGGGAAUGUGCCAGCGAAAGUCUGACUUUUCUGGUGCCCAUUUCUGGUGGGAAGCCUCCCUUGCUUUGCGUGACGCAUACGCGGAAUUAGGGCAGUCUGUGGCAGACACCAAGUACCUCAGUCCCAUGUAUCGCUCCGUUACACAAUCGGCAGACCUGGACUCGAACAUGAUUCAACGUUGUGAACAAUCAUUUAUUGACCUUAAGAGAAAGAUGGAUCUUCUUCAGUCCCAGGUUAAUAAGACCAUGGGCAUCAUGGCACAGCUCCGAAACAAGAUGUGGUAUAUGACCGACGUCAAGAAUUCGCUCCGCUACGAGGAUGCAAAGAAUGUGGCUUUGGCUCUGAAAAACAUGGCCCUUGCUCAGGCUACGCAACCAGCCGCGGAAUCCAGAUCGAGGGCGGGAGCUCGAACUCUCGGUGGAUCUUUCCUGCAAAAGCCCGAAAUACAGGUCAUGAACGUGAUGCGAGCUGCAAAAAGCCAAGGAGGCCCCUUCAAGCUAGCCGAUGAACAGGUAGAAAUUACUCGGAAAUGGCUCCAGCGCUUUGGAAUAGAUAAUUUCUGCCGAGGCGAAGAACGAAUUCACCGGUUCUGCUAUGAGGUGAAAACUAGCGUAAACAAACUCGCUGGUGAGACCAUGUACGAUACCCCUGUCCUCUGGUCCAGUGAGCUUUUCCAGAGAGAACGAUCAACAUAUGAUACUCCUGGUACGCGGCCGAUGAGCGGAAGUGUGCGUCCGUCAAGCAUCGCAAGUGAAGAUUCAUUGGGGAAUCCUAUGCAGCCUCCUGCUAUACGAUCCCUAGAUCAAUUAUUCCGGCCUCCAAAUGACCUGCCGAUGCCUCCACUUGUUCGGAAGUCAUCCUUCCAGAGCGUUACUUCCGAUAAGUGGCAGACCAACGGAAACGCAUCUUCUAUUAGCGACUCCCCUGGUAAAACUGUAUCGACUGCUACUACUGAUUCAAUUUACCCCUACUGGUCCCCAAUGCAGACCCAAACUCAGUCUAUAACGAGUGCCUCCAGCCUUCGGUCUCGACCUCCGUCUAUGUUCAGCGAUAAUAUGUCUUACAGGCGUACCGAACAUAGCUCUCAUGGCAAACAUACUUUCCUUGACGGCCUCAAGCGAAAUUUAACCAGCCUACUGCUAAGCGACCUCGGCUGUCCCGUUUGGAGCUGCGGAUCGGAAACCGACGCCUGGUUCUCUGUCUACUUGAAUCAACCUCGAGUACAGAGCCAGAUGGAGAAACGUACACGGCUUGACAGGUUCCUAUCGCAAUGCUCAACUUCACUGAUGGAAGAAAUCCGCGAACGUGACGUUACUGGUGGAAGGCUUCGUCGAAGUCGUUCUACUCCGUCUCUGGGAUGCAAGGGGCAUUCAACCCAGAAAUCCAAGGAGAAAAGCAUCAUCAGGGGAGAAGUGGAUGGCGACUACAGCUUCGGAUACGAGGAGGCAUUUGAGCAGCUGAUGGACAAGUUCUCCCGUCCAGCCAAUCCGUACGUGAAGCUGGAAGCACUGCACGAGAUGUGGACUCUGGUAGCGACAUCUUUGAGCAGUAGCAGAGACACUCCUUCGCUGAGUGAAGCGCGAUUACGCCAUUCGAUGGAUGGAAUCCACAGACGUAACAGCCUCCAGACCCGUCAGCAACGACGCAAGUCCAGCGAUGACCAGACUCCCACGCCCUCCUCGCCUGGCCUUAGCCCUGCUGAAGCUCCUUCAGGCCUCUCGAUAGAUGCAGCGAUGAAUGAGACACAAAUUACAAACACACUGCGAGAUCUUAUCCAGAAGUAUCAGCCCCGAACCCUCUUCCGAGACUUGCAGUUCAUCUCUUCCUUCGUUCCGUCCGACAUCCUCAACAAAACCGAAAGCGGGACUGCGUUCCUGCAGUUCAGUCUUGCCGCUCUCAAGCUCAAGGACGACGUCUGCAACAGUAUGAUUGAAAUCGCAGACAAGAUUGUGUGUGACGAACUUGCUCAACGACACCGGCACUCACAUCCGAUCUCGUACGACUUCUCCCCCAAAGUUGGUAACGGGAUCAAAGACGCAGCGAACAUGUGGAUUGUCACUGCCCGGGAAGGCAACCCUGUUGCUCAGCGAGAGCUGGCAAUCCUGUACCUUACUCACCCACACCUCCUCCGCCCCGUCACACUCCCUCUCACUAAGCCCGGGGACACUUUCAAAGCCGAGGUGAUGUACCGGCGAGACCAAGAUUCCAAGUCUGACCCCCAGAAUAUGUGCCUGGCUCUGCACUGGAUGCAGCUAUCGGCCGCUGGAGGCGAUGAACUGGCCAAGAACUGGCUCAAGGAACGGCAGGAGUUUGAAUCUAUCUCUUGA